Mya arenaria is the source of this 2609-nucleotide messenger RNA. RefSeq names its product protein Flattop homolog. Gene Ontology annotation, biological process: cilium organization. NCBI's taxonomy places the organism in Eukaryota, Metazoa, Mollusca, Bivalvia, Myida, Myidae. The transcript has 6 exons. The record is from RefSeq and is a predicted model, not a curated record. Bases 111 to 857 code for a protein of 248 amino acids. Gene Ontology annotation, cellular component: ciliary basal body.
CCUUGGAGAUGAACGUUAUUUAUGACAACGUAGUUCAGAUGAAAAUAUUCCUAUUGUUGUAGGAUUAAACCGUGCAAUUUAAAGCUGCAGAGCUGAGAAAACUCACAAAAAUGUCAUUACACUUUAGUGCAAACCAGUAUGAGAAGAACUUCAAGCCGACACUCCUGCAGAACUGGGAGGUGCCUAGAGCAUAUAGAGAGAAAAUGAUAGCAAGAGGAAUGCGGGAUACACGUCCACGAGCGUUUGUGGGGUUUACACAGAUAGUGGCCAGUGACCGGGGACACCUUCUUACUGGGGUGAAAAGGUCCCGGGAGUCGCCAUGGGGAACACACAUAGGCACAUGGGACAUGCCCAUUAAAAUACCAGGUAACAACAUGAUGAAUGCUACUGCUAGAACUGAGAAUGCCACCCUGAGAUUGGAGCGCAUCAAAAGUGACGGGGACAUCAUGCUGGGAGGGAAACUCAAACAGUGCAAGGUUCCAUCCCCACUGCCAGUGAAGGCUGACAAGAAUGCAGACAAAACACUCUCCCCUAAAGCUGCAAACGGAGCCACUCAGCUUUCUCCCAUGGGACCAGGAUCAGGUUUCCGAUCAGGGGCCCAGGCUCCGUUGCCCAUAUCCAGCGUGGAUGUCCCUGCUUCUCCCGGUAUACAAAUGCCUGUUAAGCCAGUCACACCAAACAUUGACUGGCCCCGACCCGCAUCUCAGGGCUAUAGAGUGAAGUCGGCCAGCCCCAACAUGGCCGCCCAGAGCCCACUGCCAGCUAUCACUUCUCCCAAAGUCCUCACUCCACCCGGUACCCCACAAAAAGACUUUAAAUGGCCGUCCCCUAAACCAGCUGAACCUUUAGCGGCAUAAUUCUGACUGAUUUUUAUCUCUUAUGUUUAUUUUUGUAUUUAGUUAUCAUGAAUAACAUGAGUUCUUUCACGAGGGUCAAAGACUGAAUUAACAGGUUUUCUAGAGAAAGGUUUUUGUACGUGUUGAUUGGUUGGAAUAAAUCUAUUUUUGGGAAGGUUCAUGUUCUAAUGUUGUUAACUGGUUUAUUUUUGUAAAACCCUCGGUCCUGAUCAUUCUUCCCUAUGAUUGAUUUUUUUGGUCGUUAUGGGCAGGAAUGAUUAAAAGACCGAUGUUAAGCAUUACUAAGCUGGUAUGAUCGUUAUAUGUUCAUUUUGAGAUUCUGAUUUUGAUACAAGUUGUUGCCAUAGUCAAAACCACCUUUCAACUUAUAUAUUUAUUGUAGAAACUUACUGGAUAGAUUGCAUUUAUGACUCAGUUUUUUACAAGCUACCAGUAUACUUGUACUUACCAAAACAGCAUUUUGACUAUUAACAUAGUAAUUACAUGUACAUUUAUGUCUCUAGGUUUUAUAAAAUCGGCGCUAAAGCAGGGGAGUAAAAGUCACACUGUGUUACGAAGAAGGUCUUUUAAAGUCUAAAUCUUGCUAUCAUCUCAACAGCAACUAUUAACCCUCAAUCCUUUUGGACUGAUGGAAUACUUUCUGGUGUAAAGAUUUCAUUUUAAUGCACGUUUUAUGCAUGAAAUGUUGAAAUUUACAUUAAAUAUAAGCAUUUCUUGGAUUGACAUGAUGAGGAAUUGUUGGUUUUCAGCAUUGAAUAUGGUUGUGGUGUAUUGCAUAAAGGCAUCUGCAACUUGUUUGUAUUUUGUUCUCCAUCAUGUACACUGCAUAUAUAUAGUUCUUACACUCUCUGCCUUAUAUGCACUCGUGAUUUUGCACAGUUUAGCAGUAAGGUAUUUGGUUACUUAUGUUGUUAAUGUUUAAUUUAAUUCAAAUUUUGUGUAAGUCUUGUUUUGUAAGAUUUCUUCUAACUUUUUAUCUAAGGAUUUCUUUCUUUACAGUGUUAAUUAUCUCAGCAUUAUGAUAUCUUAGAGCCAAAAUUUACUGUGUAUACAACAAAUGUACACAUUUCUUCUUUUUAAAGAAAUUUAUAAAAAACAAGACAUUUUACUACACAAAUUGUUUCAUGUGUUUUUUUAAAAAAUGAUUUUGUUAAUUACACCUCUGUUUUGUGAAAAGCUUAACUGUGAUAUUUAGCUUUAUAAAAUUUAUUUUAAUUUUACCACUUUCUAUAAAAAAAAAAUGCAGUUCCCAAUUUAAGUAUUUUCACACAGUAUAGAGUGUACCACAAUCAUGUUAUUCUUGUAUUAUAUUUAUGAGUCAUGCUUGGCCAUGUUGUAAUUGUUAUUGAUUCACUUAAUUGUUAAAUAAUUUAGUUUUGAAAAGGUUUCUAUUCUAUUUUAUUUUGCAGAUUCUAUAUAGGCGUGCUAGUCACAUUCUGUUCACAAUGUUGUGUUUGUUUUGUCACAAAGAGUUGAUUAUUUGAGAUGAGACAAUAAGGACAACAACCGUGUUAACAACCAAUAUGUCUCCGUUUAUUUGUGAAAUCUUGUAUGCAUAAUCAGACGUAGCCUUUCAAAAAAGUGUACAAAGGAUUACUAAUUACUUCAAAUCCCUUCCUUUAACAGAUAUAAAUACACACCUGUUUUAUAUGUAAACUAUUUUCUUGUAACUUCUCUAAUUUUCUGUCUGUGAUAAUCUUGUUGCAUGUCAAAAAUUGUUUUGUGAUAAAUAAAGUAAAUCAAAUCCUUAAA